AAAGAAAGUAGAUUGAAAAUUUCUAUAAAGUCUUCAUUUAUAACUCUAAAGAUUAAGACUGGCAAAGGACGUGCAAAUGGCGUCAUUUAAGCAGUUGUGUGAACAAGAUAAAGAAAAAAUUAACAAAUGGAUAGGAGGAGGAAAGAAGAGAUAUACACUUCUGUAUUCUGCUGCAAAUAAUGGAUGUGAUCCCACUACAUUUCACACAAACUGCGACAACAAAGGACCAACGGUCACUCUUGUGUACAAUGUCAAUGGGAACGUAUACGGAGGUUAUGCCCGUGUCAGCUGGAUGUCAGGAUCUGGAGAAUCCGUGUAUGAUAGUGAUGCAUUUUUGUUCUUUUUGAAAGGGGAAUCGGGACAGAAGCCUUGUAAAUUCAUGAUAAAAGCACCAGAAUAUGCCCUGACAAUGAAUAAAGACUGUGGACCUACUUUUGGGAAAGGACCAGAUUUGCUUACUUUUCAAAAUGCUAUAACCAAGGUAACGGAUUCCCUUCCCUUACCCUUAAACAGUGUGAUGUCACCUGGAACGUAUCAAAUUAGCGCAGAUACAGUUACAGAAAUUACGGGCGGAAAAUUUGAUGCCGAAGAUGUAGUUGUGUAUGCUGUAGAAGAUGUUGCACAGGAAAUAUACUUACCAACUCCAUGGAGAGAAAUGGACUUACCUACAUGGAAUUCAGAGCUGCUGAAUUUAUUAAAAAAAGAAAUAGAAGAAUACUGGCCACUUCGAGAGAUGGGCGUUUCUGAAGAUGUCAUUCCAUAUAUCAAUAUACUGUUACUUGGUCCAGUAGGGGCUGGAAAAUCAAGCUUCUUUAACACAUUGAAUUCACUCUUCCGGGAGAGACUGUCAAUUCAGGCCAGAGCAGGAAGUUCUGAUACGAGUCUAACAAAAUCAUUUAAUGUCUAUUCCAUUAUCUCAAAUCGACGACCUUUGCGGUUCCGGAUUUGUGAUUGCCGCGGUUUUGAAGAUGCGCAUGGAGUCGACCUGUUUGAUAUAGAAGCCAUUUUAGAUGGAAACAUAAAGAACAAAUACACGUUUGUAGAUAAAUCACACAUAACGAAGGAAAGUCCAUUCUACAGACGAGACCCUAAAAUGCACGACAGAGUACACUGCGUUGCCAUCGUUGUCGACGCAAAUAACGACCCGGAUUAUCCGAUGACUGAGCAUGUUCAGGAACAGAUUAAGAGAACACAAGAACUUAUGAAUCAAAAAGGUGUCCCACAGUUGAUUUUAAUGAAUAAAAUUGAUGGUCUGUCUGAGUCAGUAAGAGGAGAUCUUUCCAGAAUUUUUCAUAGCCAAGAAGUCAAGGAGCGAGUAGAAAAACUAGCACAUUCUUUGAGAUUGCCACCGUACACAGUUCUACCAAUGAAAAACAUUGAUACUGAACAACGUAUUAACAUAAACGUCAACAUUUUGGCCUUGUACAAUCUGCGUCAGAUGUUAAGAGCAGCAGACGACUAUCUCCUUAACUACUUGGAUGAAUUCAGUGGUGAUAAAUUUGAACCUACUUACGAAAAAUCAAGUGAUACCAUAUAAAACAGUUUAAUCUGAGCAUUGUAUAGUAAUGAACUUUUUGAACUCUUGAGGAUACUACGUGUAGAUUGACAAUCCUUAUUUUUUUUAACACAGCGGAUCAUCUGCCACUAUAAACAAUUCAUGCAUACAUUUGAGUUCUCAUUAAACACAGCAUUAUUGUUCA
Mytilus californianus (California mussel) is the source of this 1700-nucleotide messenger RNA. RefSeq names its product interferon-induced protein 44-like. The coding region runs from base 77 to 1537 and encodes 486 amino acids. Gene Ontology annotation, molecular function: GTP binding. The record is from RefSeq and is a predicted model, not a curated record. The transcript has 7 exons. Lineage: Eukaryota; Metazoa; Mollusca; Bivalvia; Mytilida; Mytilidae.